CCUCUUUCCAGUCAGCCAUGCCGACUGUCAGCGUGAAGCGGGAGCUGCUCUUCCAAGCGCUGGGAAGGAGCUACACGAAUGAAGAAUUUGAUGAGCUUUGCUUUGAAUUUGGCUUGGAACUGGAUGAAAUUACCUCUGAGAAGGCUAUAAUAAGCAAAGAGAAAGGUGAUGGAAAAGCAGAGGGUGCAUCAGAAGUCGUUCUUUAUAAAAUCGAUGUUCCUGCUAAUCGCUAUGAUCUUCUUUGCUUGGAAGGUCUGGUCAGAGGUCUUCAGGUCUUUAAGGAGAGGAUCCGGGCCCCACGAUACAAAAAGAUUGUGCCACCUAGUGGUGAAAUCCAAAGGCUUAUUAUCACAGAAGAGACUAUCCAAGUCCGUCCUUAUGCUGUGGCUGCAGUUCUUCGUAAUAUAAAAUUUGACAAGGAUCGUUAUGAUAGCUUCAUUGACUUGCAAGAAAAAUUGCAUCAAAACAUAUGCAGGAAAAGAUCAUUAGUUGCAAUUGGUACCCAUGAUCUAGAUACAAUUUGUGGUCCCUUCACAUAUACAGCUAAACCACCAUCUGAAAUAAAAUUUAAACCCUUAAAUCAAGACAAGGAAUACAGUGCUUCUGAAGUAAUGGAUCUCUACCGGACCGACAGCCAUCUUAGACAUUACUUACAUAUUAUUGAAAAUGAACCACUUUACCCAGUUAUCCAUGAUAGCAACGGUGUUGUACUGUCCAUGCCACCUAUAAUUAAUGGAGACCAUAGCAAAAUAAGUCUGAACACCAAAAAUGUGUUCAUUGAAUGUACAGCUACAGAUCUUACUAAGGCAAAAAUUGUCCUUGAUAUCCUCGUUACCAUGUUCAGCGAAUACUGUCAGAAGGCAUUCACUAUUGAAGCAGCUGAAGUAACUUAUCCCAAUGGAAAAAACCACAUCUUUCCAGAGCUGGCUUAUCGUCGUGAAAAGAUAAAACCGGAGAUAAUGAACAAGAAAAUAGGAAUCUGUGAGACUCCAUCAAGCCUUGCAAAACUGCUCACCAGGAUGUGUUUGAAGUCACACGUCAUAGGAAAUGGGAACAAUAUUGAGGUUGAAAUCCCUCCUACCAGAGCUGACAUUAUCCAUGCAUGUGAUAUCAUAGAAGACGCAGCAAUAGCGUAUGGCUAUAAUAACAUUCAGAUGACUAUUCCGAAAACAUACACCAUAGCUAAUCAACUUCCUCUCAAUAAGCUCACAGAACUUCUGAGGCAAGACCUGGCAGCUGCAGGAUUUACUGAAGCACUGACAUUUGCUCUGUGUUCCCAGGAAGACAUUGCAAAUAAACUAGGGGUUGAUAUCUCAGCAACAAAAGCUGUACAUAUAGCAAAUCCAAAAACUGCAGAAUUUCAGGUGGCACGCACGACCCUCUUGCCUGGCCUCCUGAAAACUGUUGCUGCUAAUAGGAAGAUGCCUUUACCAUUGAAACUGUUCGAAAUUUCUGACAUUGUAGUGAAAGAUUCUACCAAGGAUGUUGGUGCAAGAAACCACAGGCAUCUCUGUGCCAUCUACUACAACAAAAACCCUGGUUUUGAAGUAAUUCAUGGGUUGCUGGAUAGAGUCAUGCAGCUCCUAGAUGUUCCACCAAGUAAAGAGAAUGGAUAUUACAUAAAAGCAACUGAAGACUCUGCAUUUUUCCCUGGCCGCUGUGCUGAGAUCUUUGCUAAAGGGCAGAGUAUUGGGAACCUAGGAGUCCUCCAUCCUGAUGUUAUCACCAAAUUUGAACUCACUGUGCCCUGCUCUGCACUAGAAAUCACAAUUGAGCCUUUCCUGUGAAAUCCUGACAGCAACAUCAUUUUGCAUUCAUUGUAAACACUUGCUAUGUCAAGUAGUCAUCCCUACAUUUUAAUAGAUUGGAUCAAUCUUGUCUUGGUCUUUGAUUAAAAAAAUCUUUCUUCAGUGCAAUGAGACUGGUUUCACUAACAAAACAGGGACAGCCACCAGUCUUCUUUAAAAAACUAAAAUAAGCAGCUCACUGUAUUAGCAUAGAUAUGUAUUGACAUCAAACACAUGAUAUCUUUUCUAGAUGGUUCCAGAGGCUGACUACGGUUGCCUAAAUGGAAUUUCUAUCUAUUUCUUACUGCAUGAAAUAAGAUAAAUUUAUUGUAACAAAAGUUGAACAGAUGUUAUCAGAACUGAGUUUUACCUCACUAUAAACUCUUCAAUGGUUGAAAAAGGUCAGGGUAGAGAAAUAUAUAUUACUUCCAAACUAGAUCAAUUUUGUUAGCAAGUUCCUACAGCAUGUACAACUGUGUAUCAACUGGUUCCAUUGCAAAAUAAGGGAUCAAAAUAAAAGUGAAUGGGGUCUUUAUUUACCCAUGUCUGCACCUAAGCUCCAAUGGGAAAAGAGGUUAAGUUGGCAAUAUCUAGCCUUGCUGGCAGAAGCACUUUGCUGUACUUCCCAUUAGCCAUUUUAAAAAUGAAAAAGCCCACGUACUUGCACAUGCUUAGAAGAUUCUUAAAAACAGGCAUGAUGCUAGUCUUUUUUAAAGGGGGUAAAUAAAGCUUUGAGUUAAAGUGAAGAAUUAAGUAUAUGCAAAUACUGGAGUAAAAUUUCUGCUAUAAAUUUU
Messenger RNA from Sceloporus undulatus (fence lizard), 2581 nucleotides. It is a transcript of the gene FARSB, whose product is annotated as phenylalanyl-tRNA synthetase subunit beta. Gene Ontology annotation, biological process: phenylalanyl-tRNA aminoacylation. The transcript has 17 exons. The coding region runs from base 18 to 1787 and encodes 589 amino acids. Gene Ontology annotation, cellular component: phenylalanine-tRNA ligase complex; cytoplasm. Gene Ontology annotation, molecular function: phenylalanine-tRNA ligase activity; magnesium ion binding; ATP binding. The record is from RefSeq and is a predicted model, not a curated record. NCBI's taxonomy places the organism in Eukaryota, Metazoa, Chordata, Lepidosauria, Squamata, Phrynosomatidae.